This is a messenger RNA of Biomphalaria glabrata, 1332 nucleotides long. Its product is annotated as mucin-2-like. The record is from RefSeq and is a predicted model, not a curated record. Lineage: Eukaryota; Metazoa; Mollusca; Gastropoda; Planorbidae. Bases 1 to 1332 code for a protein of 443 amino acids. The transcript has 2 exons.
AUGAUCAGCACAACUACCAGCUUUAUGCCCAACACAACUACCUGCUUUAUGCCCAACACAACUACCAGCUUUAUGCCCAACACAACUACCUGCUUUAUGCCCAACACAACUACCAGCUUUAUGCCCAACACAACUGCCAGCUUUAUGCCCAACACAACUACCUGCUUUAUGCCCAACACAACUACCAGCUUUAUGCACAACACAACUGCCAGCUUUAUGCCAAACACAACUACCAGCUUUAUGCCCAACACAACUACCAGCUUUAUGCCCAGCACAACUACCAGCUUUAUGCCCAACACAACUGCCAGCUUUAUGCCUAACACAACUACCAGCUUUAUGCCCAGCACAACUACCAGCUUUAUUUCCAACACAACUACCAGCUUUAUGCCCAGCACAACUACCACAUUUAUUCCCAACACAACUACCAGCUUUAUGCCCAGCACAACUACUAGCUUUAUGCCCAACACAACUACCAGCUUUAUGCCCAACACAACUACCAGCUUUAUGCCCAACACAUUUACCAGCUUUAUGCCCAACCCAACUACCAGCUUCUUGCCCAACAACUACCAGCUUUAUGUCCAACACAACUACCAGCUUUAUGCCCAACACAUUUACCAGCUUUAUGCCCAACACAACUACCAGCUUUAUGCCCAACACAACUACCAGCUUUAUGCCCAACACAACUACCAGCUUUAUGCCCAACACAUUUACCAAUUUAUGUCCAACACAACUACCAGCUUUAUUCCCAACACAACUACCAGCUUUAUGUCCAACACAACUACCAGCUUUAUGUUCAACACAACUACCAGCUUUAAGCCCAGCACAACUACCAGAUUUAUGCCCAACACAACUACCAGCUUUAUUCCCAACACAACUACCAGCUUUAUGCCCAACACAACUACCAGCUUUAUGCCCAACACAACUACCAGCUUUAAGCCCAGCACAACUACCAGCUUUAUUCCCAACACAACUACCAGCUUUAUGCCCAACACAACUACCAGCUUUAUGCCCAACUCAACUACCAGCUUUAUGUCCAACACAACUACCAGAUUUAUGCACAACACAACUACCAGCUUUAUUCCCAACUCAACUACCAGCUUUAUGCCCAACACAACUACCAGCUUUAUGCCCAACUCAACUACCAGCUUUAUGCCCAACACAACUACCAGCUUUAUGCCCAACACAACUACAAAAAAAAAAUCCCUAAAGGUCAAGCAUGUUAUCAAAAACUGGAACCAGAAAUUUUUAUCCAUUGGAUUUCAAUGCUCUUUACAGGCGGCGUUAAUGUUAUUUCAACUUCACAGAACUUAUACAGACAGGCAAAGAGUCUAA